Messenger RNA from Megachile rotundata (alfalfa leafcutting bee), 1056 nucleotides. RefSeq lists its product as uncharacterized. Lineage: Eukaryota; Metazoa; Arthropoda; Insecta; Hymenoptera; Megachilidae. The record is from RefSeq and is a predicted model, not a curated record.
AUGGUGCAGGAACUUAUUGUUAGGAGUAAUGGUUGUCCGGGUAGGGCAGUGAGGUAUGUCGAGUCAUGGUUGGAGGAUAGGGAACUUGAGAUACGAACGGUGGGAGGAGGUAGUAUAGAGAUGAAGAUGAGGAAGGGCUUGCCACAGGGAUCUGUAUUGAGUCCGUUACUGUAUAAUUUGUAUACGAUCGGAAUUGUAGAAGGAUUGAGGGAAAUGGGAGUGAGAAUCCUGCAAUAUGCGGAUGAUAUAGUUAUUUUUGUGGAAUUUGAAAGAAGGAGGGAGGGGAAAAGUAAGAUAGAGGAGGCGAUAAGAAGGUUGAAGGAGAAUCUUAGUAAGAUAGGGUUGUCGAUCGCGAUGGAAAAAACGCAGAUUGUAAAGUUUAUGAGUAAUAGAAGGAGAGGAGGUUUGACCAGAGAGGAAUUUAUAGUGGAAAAUGAGAGGAUAGAAGAGGCUGAGGCGGCGAAGUUUUUGGGGACGUGGAUAGAUAGAGGUUUAGACUUCAGAAAGCAUACAGAUUAUGUGGUGAGUAAACUAAGGAAAAGAAUGAAUAUAGUAAAAAGUUUGGGGGGAAUAAGAAAGGGUACGGGGCCGGAGACGAUCUUAAAGGUGUUUGCUGCCAUGAAUAGGAUGUCGACCCCAAUUAAUGUCAUGGAAACAGAGACGGGGAUUAUGGAUUUGGAAUCAAGGAUAAGUGCAUUGGCGGAGGGGUAUAUAGCAAGAAAGUUAUGGAAUAGAGACGAAGAGGUUGUGAGAGCAAUUGAAAAUAGAAUCAGGAAUAGUAAUGAGGAGGAAGUGGGGGAAGACGAGGGGAAGUGUGUGAGAAGUAAGGUCUCCCCUGGUUGUGCUGGAACCAGGGGAAAUAUAGAAGGAGGAGGGGAAGACAGGGAAGGAGGAGUGGAUAAGAAGGAGAGAGCGAGAGAAAAGAGAAAAAAAUGUAUAAGGAUAAUGAAUAGAGAGGAGGAAGAAAUAAAGAAGGUGGUGAGAGAGGAGGAAAUAGGAGAGGAAGGCAGAGCGGAGGACAAGUCAGUAAAGGAGAAAAAGGGAAAUGAGGUGUGA